Chanos chanos (milkfish) is the source of this 1518-nucleotide messenger RNA. It is a transcript of the gene chrna8, whose product is annotated as cholinergic receptor, nicotinic, alpha 8. The record is from RefSeq and is a predicted model, not a curated record. NCBI's taxonomy places the organism in Eukaryota, Metazoa, Chordata, Actinopteri, Gonorynchiformes, Chanidae. The coding region runs from base 1 to 1518 and encodes 505 amino acids. Gene Ontology annotation, biological process: monoatomic ion transmembrane transport. The transcript is spliced from 10 exons. Gene Ontology annotation, cellular component: postsynaptic membrane. Gene Ontology annotation, molecular function: transmembrane signaling receptor activity; acetylcholine-gated monoatomic cation-selective channel activity.
AUGGAAGUUUCACACUCACUUCCCGGGUGUACUGUCAAACCCCCCCCCCCCCCUCUCUCUUUGCAAGGAGAAUACCAGAGGAAGUUGUAUAAUGAGCUGAUGACCAAUUAUAAUCGUUUGGAGAGGCCAGUCCUCAAUGACUCCGCCCCCAUAGUGGUGGAACUGGGCCUGACCUUGCUGCAGAUAAUAGAUGUGGAUGAAAAGAAUCAGGUCUUAAUUACAAAUGCCUGGCUACAGCUGUCAUGGAACGAUGUUUAUUUGACUUGGAAUCCUGACAAUUACCCUGGUGUUCAGAACCUACGCUUCCCAUCCAGUCAGAUAUGGACCCCCGAUAUCCUGCUUUACAACAGUGCCGAUGAGAGAUUUGAUGCCACUUUUCACACGAACGUCCUCGUGAACUAUUCUGGAGCAUGCCAGUACAUACCACCAGGUAUUCUAAAGAGCACGUGUUACAUCGACGUGCGCUGGUUUCCGUUUGACGUACAGAAAUGCGAUCUGAAGUUCGGGUCGUGGACACAUAACGGUUGGCUGUUGGAUUUACAGAUGCUGGCUGUGGACAUUUCCACAUAUAUACCCAACGGAGAGUGGGAUCUCGUGGGUGUCCCUGGGAAACGUAAUGAGUUGUAUUACGAGUGCUGUAAAGAGCCGUACCCUGACGUCACGUUCACGGUGACCAUGCGGCGACGGACGCUGUACUACGGGCUGAAUUUACUCAUCCCCUGUGUGCUGAUAUCAGGACUGGCCCUGCUAGUGUUUCUACUGCCCGCAGACUCAGGAGAGAAAAUAUCCCUGGGAAUCACUGUUUUGCUCUCUCUGACUGUCUUUAUGCUUCUGGUUGCGGAGAUUAUGCCAGCCACCUCUGACUCCGUCCCCUUAAUAGCUCAGUACUUUGCCAGCACUAUGAUGAUAGUAGGUUUGUCCGUGGUGGUUACCGUCCUUGUGCUCCAGUUUCACCAUCACGACCCGCAAGGUGGAAAAAUGCCAAAAUUUAUCCGCGUGAUACUGCUCAACUGGUGCGCCUGGUUCCUCCGCAUGAAGAAGCCGGGGGACGACCGGAAGGCGGCGGGUUACAAGUACGGCCGCCCCCCCCAGCACCACGCCAGCGCCAGCAGCAUCCAGAUGGGCGCCAUUCCGGGUCAGCCCCCCGGCACCAACGGCCACAUGAACAUUUACUUCGGCUACCACUCCAUGGAACCCCAGUGCUGCCCGCCCAGCAGCGACUCCGGGGUGUCCUGCGGCCGGACCAACAGCUCGCCCAACGAGGAGGCUGAGGCCACGAGGCCGCUGGCCGAGCACGGGCCGGAGAUCCAGCGCAUCCUGGCGGAGGUGACGUACAUCGCCCAGCGUUUCCGGGAGCAGGACGAGGGGGAGGCGGUGUGCAGCGAGUGGAGGUUCGCGGCCGCGGUGGUGGACCGGCUGUGCCUCGUCGCCUUCUCCCUCUUCUCCAUCAUCUGCACCUUCACCAUCCUCAUGUCCGCCCCCAACUUCAUCGAGGCUGUGUCCAAAGACUUCACAUAA